Cylindrotheca closterium is the source of this 684-nucleotide messenger RNA. Lineage: Eukaryota; Bacillariophyta; Bacillariophyceae; Bacillariales; Bacillariaceae. The record is from the annotation of a GenBank genome assembly.
AUGACCAUUACGGACUUCACCGUGCGCAAAAAGAGCUACCGCUAUCUCACCACCCAGGCGAGCUACCCAAACCAUGAUUCCAAGGCGGUCCUCGAUGCCUUCGAUCCCACCAAAGACCUUCAGUUGCAAGAUCUGACCGUCCUUGGACCAAAAUAUCUGACGGCGAAUCAGCAAGCUCGAUUCAACAGCAUUCAUCGUCAGGCCUAUGAGAUCCACCAAAGGGCUGAGCGCAACUGCCGGAAACUGCUGAUGGGUAAAGUUCACUGGUCACCACAAAUGCAGCAGAAAUGGGAUAGGCUGCACCUUUACCAUCUCCUGAUCUUGGGCCAUAAACAGGUCAGAACUAGUUCACGGAAGGCGCCGCGUUUGUUGAAGAAGACAGGGCUGAGCGAUGCAUGGAAAUUGUUGGAGUCUGCCCUACAGGCAAAGUGGCACCUUGAAUACCAAGCCUACAAGGAGGUCAAGCGGAAGCGGGUACAGCAGUGGCGCCUGGAAUAUCUGGAGAACCGAUCGGCAGCGGUCCAGAAAGCAAAGAAGAGCAACAUCAAAGCCCGUACCAGACGGACUCAAGUCCAGCGGAUGGCACAAAAAGAGGAGACCCGACGGCGCAGGAAAGCCCAAGGCAAAGGCUUCUCUGGCGGCCUCCAGCAGAUCAAAGUGGCACAAGAUGGUACCUCCCAUUAG